Molecule: messenger RNA, 1115 nt
Organism: Trichomycterus rosablanca
Lineage: Eukaryota; Metazoa; Chordata; Actinopteri; Siluriformes; Trichomycteridae
Gene: sult2st2
Product: sulfotransferase family 2, cytosolic sulfotransferase 2
Exons: 6
Coding region: 51-914 (287 amino acids)
Biological process (GO): sulfation
Cellular component (GO): cytoplasm
Molecular function (GO): sulfotransferase activity
Source: RefSeq, a predicted model, not a curated record
GUUGAGAAGGUUCAUUCAGACUCUCACUGAAGCUCCUCUGAGAAGAAACAAUGACAGAAUCUGAGUUAUAUGUUGAAUAUAAAGGAGUUUUCCUUCCUAAACAUCUGCAUCCUCCCGACAGUCUGAAGUACUACGAGGAUUUUACUUUCCGACCAGAUGAUGUCCUCAUCGUCACCUACCCCAAAUCUGGCACCACAUGGUUGCAGGAGAUCGUUCCACUCAUCCUCAGUGGGGGAGACCUCACCCCCGUGCAGACUAUACCGAACUGGGAUCGGGUUCCAUGGCUGGAGGAGCACCGGGCCAAGAUACUGAACCUGGAACAAAGGCCGUCACCACGCGCCUUCGCAACCCACUACCAUUACAACAUGAUGAACGAGUCCUUCUUAAAAGUCAAACCAAAGGUCGUUUAUGUGAUGCGGAACCCUAAGGACGUCUUUACAUCCUCCUUCCACUACUACGGAAUGGCUUCGUAUCUGGUGAAUCCAGGCACCGCCGACGAGUUCCUGGAAAAGUUUCUCAGUGGAAAAAUAAUGUUCGGCUCAUGGUUUGACCAUGUGAAGGGAUGGUUGGGUGCCAAGGAACAGGAUCACAUUUUCCACAUUGCUUAUGAAGAACUGCUACAGGAUCUUGCAGGAUCGGUUUCCAAGAUUGCCGAGUUCCUUGAAAAGCCUCUAAGCCCGGAGGUGAUUAGGAAAAUAUCUGACAAUUGCGUGUUCAAAAACAUGAAGCAGAACAAGAUGUCCAACUAUUCUCUAGUUCCUGAAGAGUUCAUGGACCAGAAGAAAUCAGAAUUUCUCAGGAAGGGAAUUGCUGGUGACUGGAAGAACCUUCUCACUGAGGUCCAAACUGCAAAAUUUGAUGCUUUUUACCAGGAGAAAAUGAAGGAUGUGAAGUACAAAUUUGUAUGGGAUUAAAUUAGAUUAUUAGAAGGAGUAAUACAUUUACUGUACAUUAUUAUUAUCAUUUUAUGUCAUGUUAUGUCUUUAUAAACAUCACUGUACAUCUGUGUGCGGUCUUCUCCCAUGAUCUUGUGUCAUGUUCUGGUCGAGAAGUACAUUUUUACUGAAAUUCUAAUUACCUAAUUACCUUUUUAAAAUAAAGCAUUUUAUGCAUCA